AUGAUGCUUAAAAGUUUAAUCAGAGCACAAAUUUCUAGAGGACUUCUACUCUAAAAGCAAGCUUAGUUGGUUGCUGUAAAGCAGCUAAAAUCACUCUAGGUGUACCGAUUCUCUACUAAUUUGGAAGAUGAGGAUUAUUCUUUAGAUAAAAUCUAGAAUUAACCUCCUCAGUAACAAUAAAAUAAGCAAAGAUAGCCUUAGACAGAGGGUUAAUAAACAUCUUAGAGCGGAAAUUUAUUCAAAAGAUCCACCGAUCAAAAGAUUCGAGAGGGAACUCUUAAAUUUAAAUAAGAUCAUUAGAGUUAACAACAAAAAAGAUAAGAGUAGUAGCAGUAGUAAACAAGGGAAGAAAAUUAACAAAUUCCAAAGCCUGCUCAAGCUACAAACUUGUUCUAAUAAAGACAGCAAACUCAAAAUAAAGGACCUUAAAACAAGAAUAGUCUCUAAACAACUUAGUAAAGGAUACAAGAUGAAGAGAAAUCCAUGAAAUUCCUAGAAGAAGAAGCAAGAGAAUUAUAGGAAUAGAAGUAAAGGGAUGAUAAGCUUAGAAAGGUCUUAGAUAAUUAUUAAAAGUAUACAGGGGAGUGGAACUAAAACACCAUCGAGAAGUUCUUAGAAGAUUUGGUUAUUGAGAAAAAUCCAGAAUAUCUAACUCCUUAAAUCAACUAUCAGCAACUGAAGGAAACAGGUUUAGAAGAGUUUCAACAUCUGAACCCAGGGUUCUUCAAUGAUUUUGAAAAGGCUUAUCAAAAUAUUAGUAAAGCCUAAACUGUCUCUGAUGAGUAAGGUAUUACCAGAGAGGGAGGCCUUCAUACAAAGCAAAUAUAGAGAUAGCUCUUAGCAAGUAAAUAAAAAGGUAAACAACUCGACUCUAAAACCUAUACUGAAAGUCAUAAAUCUAUGUUGACUUACCUAACAUACCUCGGGUCGGAAGAGUAUAGUUUAUAUUUGUAAGGUGUGCUGCAAAAAUAUAAGCUUGAUGAGAACUCAAGAUUCUAAGCAUUCUUGACAGAUUUGUACAUUAAUACUACAGAUCAGACAGUAACUAACAGACCAAGAGCAAUUCCUCUUGAGAGAUUCCUUACUUUAAUCCUUCAAUUAGACAACCCAAGUUUUUACUUAAAUCAGAAAGAAGGUAUUGAAAUUAAAGAAAUGUUCCAAAGGCAAUUAGUUUUAAACUAUAACAUUCAGGAAGAUUUAAAUGAAACUCCAGCUCUGAGACUUGUUGAGGAUCCGGAAUUCAUGUUAGCAUUUAAUGUACUGCUCAUGGCUAAGAAUCACAAUUUCUUUGGAAAUAUGGAUGGCUAUAUGAAAGAAUUCUCCAGAUUGGUUUUAGAUUGCCUACCAUAUCACAUGUCUCAAAGACUGGAAAAUGUUCUUUCUAAAGAGAUCUUUAUAAGAGGUCUAAAUACUGGUAGAUCAAUAAUAGAACAAGAAUUAAAGCUUAAGGACCCUAAGGAUAACCUAGUUCAUCACGAUUUCAUAGCUCAGCCAGAGUUUCAAUUUAGAAAUAGAGUAGACAAGAUUGACAGCAUUAAACAUUACAAUGAGCUUGAGACUUCCAUUCAAAACCUCAAGAAAAUUCAGACUUUCCUUCAGAAUAUGACUGAGUAUCAAAACUCAGAUGUAAUUGCUAAGUUAAUGAGUAGUCCUGAUGAGUUCUUUAAAAUUCAGCAAUUUGUUGAUACUUUCUCUGAUGUUUCAGUUUUAGAAAAUUAAAAAGUUAAAAACUACCCAGAUAUCAAAAGAGCUGAGAAAUAUUUCACUAUUAUAAAUCAAGAAAUUAGAAAGCACGUGUAAGAAAGAUUCAACAUUAAAGAUAUCUAGCUUGAUAACCUUGAAUAACUUUAUAAUCCCUUAAAGACAGGAAUUUCUAACAUGAUAGACAAUAGAGCAUACCUCAUAAAAAAUGGUAUGUCUCAAUAGCUAGCCGAUCUUCUUGCCAAGAGAUACCUUAAUUCUCUAGAAAUUUCCCUAAGGAACGGAGAUGGUUCACACAUUUGCACAUUAAUGGAUUUAUUUGAUUCUAGAUUGGACUAAUCAUAAUCACUUAAUUCCUUAAUGAAGACUUCAUUGAACGAUGUAGUGAUGAAUUAUUAAACUUGGUAAGAAUAUGCCUCAAAGAUUCAACAAAAGAAAAUAUAAUCUUAUUUGAAUCAAUAACAAGAAGCCAGAAGCAGCUAAUAGACAGCUAGCCAAUUCAAUAAUUUAAGUGCAGCUCCAAUCAGACCAAUGAGACUUUCAGCUAGGGGUUUCUCUUCUCAGGUCAAACAAAUUUCUAAGGAACAAAAGGAAGAAGCUAUUUAUCAAUAAUAAGAAGAGAGCAAGGAACAAGAUUAAGGAAAGAACUAAUUCUUUGAUUUCAUUAAAACCAUCGAUGAGUUAGAUUAGAAAGAUAUUUAAAAGUAGGCAUCAGCUGAGGCAGAUUAUGAUCUAACUGAACUUGAUAUCAGCUUUGAUAAAGUUAGUCAAAUAAAAUCUCAAAGCACUUAAUAGCAAGUUACUAGCUCUGAAAGUUAGAAAUCAGAGAAGUUAUCAGAAGCGUAAUCAGCAGCAGUCUAAGAAGAAAGAGCAAUAUCAUUAAGGGAAAUUUAGGCGAUAGAAGCAAAGAGAUAGUUCAAGCUUGGCUUUUUCAAAAAUUUUGCUUUCACAGGACAGGAUCAUCUUACAUUAACAUAAAAAUCAUUAGAGGAAUACAUCCUAAACAUGGAUAACCCCCAGGAGAUCUAGCAACUAAUUAUUGCAAUGAUAUCCUAAGCAUAUGAACUGAACAAUUUGAUUCCAAAUAUUGAGCUACUCUUCUACAAAAUGUUUAUGUCUCCUAUAACAACAAAAGAUCUCAGAAAAGAUGGUCAAGAUGAGGGUGAAAACAUAUUAAUCGGAAACAUUUUCGCACAAAAAAGGGUUCCACUUACUUAUUUCGGAUACAAAUCAAUUCUAGAGACAUUAGCACUUCAUCCAAAGAAAAAGCAUUUUAAAAAGGUUGUAAAGCACCUACUUGAAUUUGAAUAGAAAGAGAAUAUUGAUGCAGAACUUCUCGAUAUGAUCAUUAGAAUAGGAGUUGACUAGAAAUAUCCAGUAUUCAUGGGCUAAACUGUUAAGUAUCUUGUUUAAAACAACUAUAACCUCAAUCAUAAAUCAUUCCAGAAGUUUGUUUUAUUCCUGGAAAAAUGUAAAGGCUACGAAGAGGAUGCCAAAAGGUUCAUUUUCUUGACUUCUGAGACUGAAAACCUUGAUUUUAAUUAUAAUCUCAUCUAACCUAUUUUCAUUCGAACCUUAAAAAAUAAAACUGGAAGUGAAGUACUAAAACUCUUUGAGUAGUUCAGAAAGAACAUUAAACUCAAUAAAUAGUCUAAAGAUCUUAGUUAAUAGGAUAAGAGUAACUUGCUUACUGCAAAGAGGAGGGAAUUUUACGAUGGAUUACUUUAGGAUUUGAUUGAAAGACAAUCUUACACACUUGCCUAGAUUGUUUAUAGUGAGAAAAUGAGGGAAAAGUUUGACAUUACUACAAAUGAUAAUUUGAUCGGACUUCAGAUCUUUGCUAACUAGAAAAAAUUAGAGGAAUUCACUGAUCUAUAUCAAAAACUAAUGGGAGAUAAGGAUGGUAAAUAUAAGUUUGAUGAAAGUGUCUGUGAAUAGAUCUGUCUCAAUUUAAUGCAUUUCGACUCAGAUAAAGAAAAAAUGAUCAGACUUGAUAUGACUGAGAAACUCAUGAAAAAAGUUUAUGGUGAAUCAAUCACAAUCACUGGCAAGCUUUUCGAUUCUGCUGUUUACAUCUUCACAGAAUCUCAAUAAUGGCAAAAAGUUAUAAACAUCCUCAAUUUUAUCAAUCCUGAUAACAGUUCCCCAGAUAUAAAGACUCUUAAUUAUCUCAAGAAAAAUCUAUUGUAUUGCUUCGACUCAACCUAAAGGUAGACACUUAAAGAUUAAAUUAAAAAGGCCGAAGAUACAUUCUUUUCAAGAAGAAAAUACAAAAAGGAAGAAUAAAAGGAAUGA
Messenger RNA from Stylonychia lemnae, 3996 nucleotides. The record is from the annotation of a GenBank genome assembly. Lineage: Eukaryota; Ciliophora; Spirotrichea; Sporadotrichida; Oxytrichidae.